GCAGGUACGAUGGCUCGUGUCUUCGUCUAUGGCACGCUGAAGAAGGGCCAGCCCAACUACAAGCACAUGAUCAACACGGCCAAGGGGCUAGCGAAAUUCCAAGGAACGGGCCGCACGGUGGAGAAGUACCCACUGGUGAUUGCAGGAAAAUACAACAUUCCUUACAUGCUGAACAUCCCGGGGACAGGACACCACGUUGCUGGGGAGAUUUACUCGGUUGACGACCAGAUGCUGCAGUUCCUGGAUGAGUUUGAAGGCUGCCCAGACAUGUACCAGCGUACCCUGAUGAGAAUCGAGGUGGUGGAGUGGGAAGGGAAGGGCGGCGUGGGCGAGGCGCGGGCAGCUGCCGAGGGCGUCGUGGAGUGCUUCGUGUACAGCACGACGACGUACCCGCCGGAGUGGGUCGGCCUCCCCUACCAUGACAGUUACGACUCCUCGGGGAAACACGGCCUCUCCUACAUCCUACGCGAAAGCCGGGAUUAGAAACGGGAGGUAACACAGCCCGGCUGAAGACGUAGUACUAAGCACGUGUCGAUCGGUAACCUUUCCAGGAAAGCUGUAAUACCUUUUUAUUAAAACACAGCAUCUCUUGUAACCUUCCCAAGCCGGGAGCCUUGGCGCUAGUGUUGAAAUCUUGUAGGCCCAGAGGUGGGGACUCCUUCCCGGCUAGUCAGCAUCCUCCUCGCCCCCGCUAACCUACUGCGAGUAACUGGGUUUGCAUGAGGCAUAAAAUAACUGUAUCUGUGAACAUCGGUUUUGGGGUCUAAUUAUUUUCUCAAUCCCCGCCUUUGCCUCAGUGCAUGGCCGAGGUCAGUGAAAGGCAGA
Molecule: messenger RNA, 825 nt
Organism: Gymnogyps californianus (California condor)
Lineage: Eukaryota; Metazoa; Chordata; Aves; Accipitriformes; Cathartidae
Gene: GGACT
Product: gamma-glutamylamine cyclotransferase
Exons: 1
Coding region: 10-483 (157 amino acids)
Molecular function (GO): gamma-glutamylaminecyclotransferase activity
Source: RefSeq, a predicted model, not a curated record